Castor canadensis (American beaver) is the source of this 753-nucleotide messenger RNA. It is a transcript of the gene Sln, whose product is annotated as sarcolipin. Gene Ontology annotation, cellular component: membrane. Gene Ontology annotation, molecular function: enzyme regulator activity. NCBI's taxonomy places the organism in Eukaryota, Metazoa, Chordata, Mammalia, Rodentia, Castoridae. The record is from RefSeq and is a predicted model, not a curated record.
UGCCACCUCCCUCAGACUACUUUAGGUCCUGCUCAGAGUCCAGGAGUCCAGGCAGCCUGGAAGACAGGAGGAGUUGGAGCCUGAGUUAGAGAGAACGAGGAGAAAGACAGGGUAUGUCCUUGACCCUCUUCAGGAGGUGAGGAUAAGCCGGAGGUCUUUGCUGUCCCUCAGACAUCUACCUGAAGUUCUCACCCAGCCUUUUUGAGGAUGGAACGGUCCACCCAGGAGCUGUUUCUCAACUUCACCGUUGUCCUGAUUACAGUUCUUCUCAUGUGGCUUCUUGUGAGGUCCUAUCAGUAUUGAGAGGCCAUGAUGUGGUCCUGGGAUUGCCUGAGAUGCUCUGAAGCUGCAGUGCCUGCCCCGAAAGCCCACGACUGUCAUCAUCAUGGAUGCCAUGCUUGGCACCCCCAGCACCUCAUACCUGCACUCGCAAUGCCUGACAUACCCCAGUGUUAGGAUUGGUUGUGUGUUCUCUAAAGAUGCUGCUCUCACAGGCUGCCAAGUGUCUGCCAGUGAGCAUUAGAUUUAUUCACCAACUCUUCUGCAAAUGUGUUAGACAAGCGACAAGGUUAAAAUUAAACUGGAUUCAUGAUGAUGUGGAAUCAUAAGCCCCUGAUUUGUCUCACCAUACAUCCCCCCCACCCACACUGUCUGUAACCAAACUCUAAUUCAACCCACCAGAAAUGUUAGAGGAAGUCUUUGUUAGUUCCUCCAGCUCUCAUGUGAAUAAAGUUAAAUCAUCCACAAAAACAA